GAGGAGGAGGAGGCGCCGCCACCCCCCGCAACAGCAGCGCCGCGGCUGCGGAACCCGGAGCCUGAGCCGCCGCAGCCUCGCCAUGCGAUCCACCGUGUACAAAGCCACGGCGGCGGCCGCGACGACGACGACGACGGGGCCGGGCUUGCUGGAGCCUGGCCCCGAGGAAGAGGAGGAGCCGCCGCCGCCUCCCCCCCAUCUCCGCCAGCCUCCGCCUCCCCCGCAGAACCAGAUCCCCGUGCCGGCUGCGGCGGCCGCGGGUCCCAAGGGCCGCGCCAUCGUCCCGGCGGCGGCUGCAGCAGCAGCAGCGGCUCCGGGGCCGCAGCAACAGGAGGGCGGCGGCGGCGGGUGCUGCUGGGGCGGCCUGGUGCCCUCGCCGUGCCCGGCGGGCAGCACUCGGCAGGCGGGCGUGGGCGAUGCCGCUGGGAGCUCCCGCCCCUCCAAGUACCAGGCGGUGCUGCCGGGACACACCGCGGCCGCUACCGCCGCAGCCAAGGACGGCAAGCGCGGCGGCGGCCCCCACUCCGGGCCCGGCAGAACCCCAGCCGCUCUUUCUCCUCCUCCUCCGCUGCCGUCGCCGCCUUCAGCCACGGCCGAGCCCGGCCAGCCUCCACCGGGGACAGCGGCGGGAGGAUCUCCGGCCUCGUCGGAUCCCGGCGGCAAGUGGAAAAGCGGGAGCAGCAGCAGCAGCACGGGGAGCGGCGGCGGCGGGGGAAGCAGCCUUCGGAAAAGCCCCAUGGGGGCCGGCGGGGGCGCCUCCAGCCAGGCGGCCUGCCUCAAGCAGAUCCUGCUGCUCCAACUGGACCUCAUCGAGCAGCAGCAGCAGCAAUUGCAGGCCAAGGAGAAGGAGAUCGAGGAGCUCAAGGCCGAGCGGGACACGCUCCUUGCUCGAAUUGAGCGCAUGGAAAGGAGGAUGCAGCUGGUGAAGAAGGACAGCGAGCGUGAAAAACACAAAAUAUUUCAAGGAUACGAAACCGAGGACAAGGUGGAGCCUGAGGCGCCGGAGAAGUUGCCUAUCGAAUGCCCACCCCAAGAACUCCUGGAGACAUCCCAGCCGCUGUCUUUGAAACACUUCCCCUAUGGAAGAAAUGGAAAAGGUCACAAACGAAAGUCUGCAUUCGGAAGCGCGGAGAGGAAAACUCCAAUGAAAAAGCUGGUGGCUGAAUUUUCAAAAGUGAAGUGCAAAUCACCAAAGUCGUCUCCGUUGAAAGAAGAACCCGGCAGUUCUUUAACUGAAUCGGUCACCAGGCGAGAACUACGAAGUCAGGAGACUCCAGAGAAAGCCCGAUCUUUGGGAGACACACUGUUGAAAUCCUUGGGCCCUCUGAAAGGAGCCGGGGGCCACGCAAAGGACAAGAGCUCGUACAGCGAAACAGAAGACUUGCCAUACCUUUCCACCACCGAAAUGUACUUGUGCCGAUGGCACCAGCCGCCUCCUUCACCGUUGCGAGAACCUUCUCCCAAGAAGGAGGAGACUGUAGCAAUUCCUUCAUGGAGGGACCACGUGGUAGAGCCCUUAAGAGACCUGAAUCCUUCAGAGCUUUUGGAGAACUUAGAUGACAGCGUCUUCUCCAAACGACACGCAAAGCUGGAGUUGGAUGAGAAGAGGAGGAAACGGUGGGAUAUUCAGCGGAUCCGAGAGCAAAGAAUUUUGCAGCGACUGCAGCUGAGAAUGUAUAAAAAAAAAGGAAUUCAGGAAUCUGAGCCUGAAGUUACCUCAUUUUUCCCAGAGUCAGAUGAUGUUGAAAGCUUGCUAAUCACCCCUUACUUGCCUGUUGUAGCAUUUGGCCGACCACUACCAAAAUUAACCCCACAGAACUUUGAACUGCCGUGGCUGGAUGAGCGGAGCCGUUGCCGGCUGGAGAUGCAGAAGAAACAGACGCCUCACCGGACAUGCAGAAAAUAGGCAUCCCCACCGGGAGGUAUCUCUACUUCGGUGGUUGCCCUGUGCUAUUUGCAGCCAGCGGCAGAGAACUGUGUAUGUUCUGUCACAUCAAUCUUUCUCCCCUCAAUGUACAUUCUUGUUCACUAUAGACCUUUUUUUUUUUUAAAUGCUUCUGUAUGGUUUUUCUCUUUCCUCUUCCCUUCCCCCUCCCUCCCAUUAAAACUGUUCAGCUGUGUUCCUUCCCCCCCUCCUUUUGUUCGAUGGAAAGUACUGGAGGUUUGUUGUGGGGGGACCCGCAGCCAAGCAGGCAGCAUUGGCCAUGCAGUGGUUGAGUUCCUUUCGGCAGGCCCAACUAAACACCUUUUUAGCGCCACAAAACAUAAAUGGGCGUAAGAAAUACAAUGAAAUGGUUCCCGUUUGUAAGUUACGAAGUGUAUGAAAUCCACCUCUCUUAAAGCACACAUGCAAAUCCUAAAAUGGUUGCUUAAAAACAUUUAACCUGCUAACUUUAAAGCCCUUGAAAAUUGCGGGUGGGGGGAGGUAUAUUGGGCUAACACAGAGUUAGCCGUCGCUCUGCUUGUUUCUUUUUUAAAAAAAUAAGUUUGGACCCAUAUAUUUCUUCUUGUCUCAUUUGGCUCUUCCCAACCUGCUGUGAUGGGUGUAACUUUCAGUUUUUAAAAUCGGCAUAACUAACCUGGUGCUCACCUUUUGCUUCUUAUGGAUGGUGGGAGCGUUUAAAAUUUGACGUCCCAGCACUGAGAACGAAGGCUGGAAUGUCUCGACAAUCGCGUCACGUGCUGUCGGUUCUCUGGGAACUGGUUUGCAUCAGUCCAGUUCCCGAUUUACUUAAGAUUUUUUGUUUUGCCAGUAAGCAAGCGCUUUAGUUUUUUUUCCCCCCUCUGUCAAGGAAGGUAAAGCAUAAAUUGUGGGGUUUUGUUUGCAAACCUCCAUGCAUCAUGCCAGUUUCUUAAGAGCGACGUUGAGUGGCAGUGCUGUCAGAUUUUCUGGCGCUUGGAUUCCCUGGGUUGGGGAUACUGCCUUGCGAAAAGGGCACCAAGCAACAUCACCAAAAUUGGCCUCCCCUCCUGCAUCAAAGGCUAUGCCCGCUUGCCUUGGUAUUGGACGGAACCGAUGAGUUGCUCAGAAACCACUGUGUUCUUCCUUCCCCGGAGGAGGCUGCCAGAGGGAAGGAAAGCAACGAGAAAAAAUGGUUCAUUCUCAGAACGCCUCUCGAAAGGGUUAUGUUGCCUCCAGAUGUUUCCCUCCCUUAUCUGAAGUCCACUGCGACCUCGCUCUUGGCAAUUUUUGUAUGCCUUUAUGAAGGUUGAAGUCUGUUAGUGGCAAUCCUUAUACCGCACUCGUAGUUACAGCAAGUUAUUCCCACUGGCAAAAAAAAGCAGGCCCCCCUCCCCCACUUUUGUGUAUAAUAAUGAAUUAAGCUAGAGUGUAACACCUGAAACCUUGAUUUGUGUUCUUUGGAGCUUGGCUGGCAUUUCUUUAAAAGUAAGAUUCUGGUAAACUUUUGUAGCUAGUGGACUGGGAAACUCCCACACGCUCAUCUGUCUGAUCUGUACAACUGUGGAAAAGCUCUGUGUGCAUUUAUAGAAGAGCAGUGAAACGACCUUCCUCCUUUUCCAUUUCUAUAGAAAUUGUAAUUCAUUCAGUGCAAAAGCAAAACCUCACUUUUCUGGAUUAAACGUGCAGGGCAGGACAAUAUCUGCUGUUGUGGAAAACUGGGAGGAGGCUCAGUCGCCCGGCAAUAUUCUUCUCUCUCUGCUACCACACAUUUCUAGUAGCUGCUGCUCCGUUUCUGCAUUAUGUUCUCUAGAAAUUCAAAAGGAUACUUUUAGAACAGAAGGUAACACAUGCAAGGUGACUACUGUAGAAGAGUCACAAGUAUGACUUAGACUCUCUCUUUGCCAAGUAGCCUGUGUUGCUGGGGUUGUGCUCAACGCUUGCUGCCUAAUUUAAUUUGAUUUUAAUUAAGGCUGUAUUUGGGUCUCUUGGUUUUUAGCAUGCCAGCAUGCAUCCUUCUCCCCCCUGCCCUGCUGUUAAAAGUCUGGAUGUAUAAAAUAAACGUUAGGUGGAGGUUUCUUAAAGGCAUUGUUGAUUUCAGAGCUUGAUCCUCCCUUCUUUAUCCUCCUCUGAAAGAAGCAAAAGAGUUUCAAGAUCAUAUCUUGGUUUUGUGGGGGGGGUGGGGAGGGGAGGAAAAAAGUUAUCACAUGGCCCAAAAUAUGACUCUGUUGGAAGUGCCACAGUCCUGUAUUCCUGAAACAUAAAAGCGAAUGUUCCCUCUUUGCCAGUUCGUUAUGCUGGCUUUCAUGAAGUAUCCCAUUAAAUACUAACACAUGCAUCAGAAAAAAGGUGUGCAAAAGUAGUUAGGGGGGGUCGUAUAAAGAGUUUGCAGUGGAUGUUAGCUGGGAGCGGGGGCAAAGUAAUAGUCUUUUCUCCCUGUAGAGGGUACAGCACUGUGAAAUUCAUAUUAAUGAAAUGCCCUUGCACAUCAGAUCUGGUUUUUGUUUAAAACAAAAUGUUCCUUCCUUUAACCAAGUUUACUGUAGUUCUAAAAGCAGUGUCUGUAACUCCCCCCCCCCCUUGUUUUCCUGCCCUUGACACGUGGUUGUCUGCAAACGCAUCCUUUUUGAUACCAUUUUAAAUAUGUAAAAUCAGUUGUCUUGUAAAUAUCUUAUAAAGAAAAAAACGUUUGUAAAUACCAAAUUUGUGGCUGUUAAUGUUUGCCUUUUUUUAAUUUUUGCUUCAGUUCAUUUAGGUUUAACAGUGUUAACAGGGAGUAUUAAAAGAAAUUCUGCUUGUACGUUUAAACAAAAUUGGAACAAAUCAUUUUUUUUUUUACAAUAAAAUGAAAAACAUGAA
This is a messenger RNA of Heteronotia binoei (common prickly gecko), 4759 nucleotides long. RefSeq names its product MSL complex subunit 1 (gene MSL1). Bases 83 to 1906 code for a protein of 607 amino acids. The record is from RefSeq and is a predicted model, not a curated record. Lineage: Eukaryota; Metazoa; Chordata; Lepidosauria; Squamata; Gekkonidae. The transcript is spliced from 8 exons. Gene Ontology annotation, cellular component: MSL complex.